Molecule: messenger RNA, 1283 nt
Organism: Neocloeon triangulifer
Lineage: Eukaryota; Metazoa; Arthropoda; Insecta; Ephemeroptera; Baetidae
Gene: Cluap1
Product: clusterin-associated protein 1
Exons: 8
Coding region: 45-1283 (412 amino acids)
Biological process (GO): cilium assembly
Cellular component (GO): cilium; centrosome; intraciliary transport particle B
Source: RefSeq, a predicted model, not a curated record
AUGUCCCCGCGUGCCACUGGAUGCAUUGAGCCUCGCAUUUCAAGAUGUCUUUUUUUGAAUUAAGAAAUUUCACCGACAUGAUGCGGACGCUUGGGUACCCACGCUUCAUAUCCAUUGAAAGCUUUCGGCAGCCAAACUUUCCGCUCGUAGCAGACAUUCUGGUAUGGCUGCUUUCUAAGUUUGACGUGCAAAUUCCCUCUGCAUACGAAACUGAACAGCAGAGGAUCUUUUUAAUUCGCACUUCAGCCGAAACUCUGGCCACAAAAAUUCAGAUCAAAGUAAACACAAAAAGACUUUACCAGGCGGAUAAUUAUGCAGUAAAAGAGUUGCUAAAAGUUGUGACGGUUUUAUACAAUGCAUUAGAUAGCGAUAAAUCAGAUGAAAACGAUGAAGACGAGGAAGGAGCCAGCUACGUCCCUAUUGAUAUUUCAUCAAAAAUUGAAGACAUUAAAUUGGCUCGCCAAUUGGCAUCUGACAUCACAACAAAGGGAGCUAAUUUUUAUGAUCUGCUUGGCAAAGAAGUGGAAUUGAGAGAAAAUAGAACAAUUGCACUCUCAAAACACAUCGAGCUGAGUAAAGCUGAACAGGCAGUAAAAGAGCAGACGCAGGCCGCAAAAACAGAAUUGGAGGAAGUUCAAAAGCAAAUUCAGGGUAUUUCUGGCGCCGAAGCGGCACUGGAUGCUAAAAUUGAAAAGAAGAGACUUGAAUUGGAGCGCACGCAGAAGAGGCUGCAAGGAAUGCAGAAAGUAAGACCUGCGUUUAUGGAGGAGUAUGAGAAGUUGGAAAGUGAACUUGCUGUUCUGUGGGAGGAAUACGUCAUAAAACACAGAAUUUUAACAUACUUAGAGCAAGCAAAAACGCAGGUCGAACAAGCUGAAGAACGUCGGCACCAAGAGCAAAUUGCUGCGGUAAGAAAAUUGCUCGAGGCUUCAAAAACGCAAGAGGAAAUGAAGUUUUUGGAUAACAGCUCGCUGGACAAUCUAACCAUGAUGGACGAUGAAAAUAAACCAAUGAAAACGCCUUCAAGAAUGGAUGUUCCAGGAACCGGUCGCAAGGUGUUUGGCAGCAUGACUGGCGCAGGUCUUGAGGACGACGAAGAUGACAGUGCUAGUUUACUAGGAUCCGAUUCUGACCUCUUGUUAGGCGGGGGUCAAGACUCUGACCUGGGCACUGAUGACGAUGAUGACAUCCCCCUUGGAGAUAAGAUGGCAGCAAAUGUGGCAGCUGUGUCCGGAGGGCCCUCUGCCCCAAAACCACAAGAAUUGAGCGAUGAUGAUUUUUAA